Drosophila serrata is the source of this 932-nucleotide messenger RNA. It is a transcript of the gene Polr2C, whose product is annotated as RNA polymerase III subunit RpII33. The record is from RefSeq and is a predicted model, not a curated record. Gene Ontology annotation, biological process: transcription by RNA polymerase II. Gene Ontology annotation, molecular function: protein dimerization activity; DNA binding. Lineage: Eukaryota; Metazoa; Arthropoda; Insecta; Diptera; Drosophilidae. Gene Ontology annotation, cellular component: RNA polymerase II, core complex.
GGUCACACUGACGCUCCGGCUUUUAUUUUUCAUCCGCCAAUUCAUAUUUUAUUUGUUUUGCUUUGCUUUUAAACUGCAAAUAGAGAGCCGCCAUGCCGUACGCCAACCAACCGUCCGUGCAGAUAACCGAGCUAACCGAUGACAACGUCAAGUUCGUGCUGGAGGACACUGAGCUGAGCGUGGCUAACAGCCUGCGGCGCGUGUUUAUCGCCGAAACGCCGACGCUGGCCAUUGAUUGGGUGCAACUGGAGGCCAACUCCACGGUGCUUUCGGACGAGUUCCUAGCACACCGCAUCGGUCUGAUCCCGCUCAUUUCCGACGACGUGGUAGAGCGCCUGCAAUAUACGCGCGACUGCAUCUGCCUAGACUUCUGCCCAGAGUGCAGCGUGGAGUUCACAUUGGACGUCAAGUGCACUGAGGAGCAGACUCGCCACGUGACCACCGCGGAUCUAAAGUCGAGCAACGCCAAGGUGCUGCCGGUAACGUCGCGGAACCAGGGUGAAGAGGACAACGAGUACGGCGAGAGCAACGAUGAGAUCCUGAUCAUCAAGCUGCGCAAGGGUCAGGAGCUAAAACUGCGCGCCUACGCCAAGAAGGGCUUUGGCAAGGAGCACGCCAAAUGGAACCCGACGGCGGGCGUGUGCUUCGAGUAUGAUCCGGACAACUCCAUGCGUCACACGCUGUACCCCAAGCCGGACGAGUGGCCUAAGAGCGAACACACCGAGCUGGAAGACGAUCAGUUCGAGGCGCCCUACAACUGGGAGGCCAAGCCGAACAAGUUCUUCUUUAAUGUGGAAUCUUCUGGCGCCCUCAAGCCGGAAAACAUUGUCGUCAUGGGCGUGCAAGUUCUGAAGAACAAACUGUCCAACCUGCAGACGCAGCUCAGCCACGAGUCCCAGAACGAUGCCUUGGCUGUCUGAGUUACGAUAACA